Molecule: messenger RNA, 1168 nt
Organism: Lacerta agilis (Sand lizard)
Lineage: Eukaryota; Metazoa; Chordata; Lepidosauria; Squamata; Lacertidae
Gene: STARD3NL
Product: STARD3 N-terminal like
Exons: 8
Coding region: 64-768 (234 amino acids)
Source: RefSeq, a predicted model, not a curated record
GAAAUCUUGUAUAUGGAUAAGUGAUGUUGAAGCUGGAAAAAAGCUGCUGUAACCAAAGACAGGAUGAGUCGGCUGUUAGACGAUCAAGAAAAUGCCCAUGGCAGCAGUCUGAGCUCUCAUCCUUCUUUACGGGAUGUUCAUUCCAUCAACCCAGCACAGCUAAUGGCAAGAAUUGAGUCUUAUGAAAGCAGAGAGAAAAAAGGCAUAUCUGAUGUCCGAAGGACUUUCUGUUUGUUUGUCACCUUUGACCUCUUGUUUAUAACCUUGCUGUGGAUAAUAGAGUUAAAUGUAAAUGGGGGCAUUGAGAAAACAUUAGAAAAAGAAGUCCUCCAGUAUGACUACCAUUCUUCGUACUUUGAUAUCUUCCUCCUGGCAGUCUUUCGGUUUAUGAUUUUGAUACUUGCAUAUGCAUUGUGUAGACUUCAACACUGGUGGGCAAUAGCUUUUACAACAGCAGUAACCAGUGCCUUUUUAUUAGCAAAAGUAAUUCUGUCCAAGCUAUUAACUCAAGGGGCUUUUGGCUAUGUGUUGCCCAUCAUAUCUUUCAUUCUUGCCUGGAUUGAAACCUGGUUCCUAGACUUCAAAGUUUUACCACAAGAAGCAGAAGAAGGAAACAGACUACUGUUGGUGCAGGAUGCCUCUGAACGAGCUGCUCUUAUUCACUCAGGACUCCCCUCUGAUGGGCAGUUCUAUUCCCCACCUGAAUCUGAAGCAGGAUCUGAUGAAGAAUCUGAAGAAAAACAGGACAGUGAAAAACCUGUUGUAUAGCAAAUAUAACAAAAAAUGAUAGAGUGAAAACCAGACUGUGGAAUUACUCAGAAUUUGCUACUCUUGGAACUGUAAUGAUGAUGAUGACUAUGUUUCACUUAUUAUUGGAACUCAUAGCAGAAACAUUUAUUUAUUUAUUUAUCAAGGGAAACUCUCCCUGGGCUCUGUUAAUACCUCACCAUUCUGUAUCUCAUAUGAGAGAAUGACUGAAUCAUGCCUAAUAGGAAAAAAGUGCUUGUGUGUAAUGUAUCAAUGAUGCUUGAUGAUGCUCAUUUUCUAAUGACCAGGAAGCCACUGGAAAGUGGCGUACUUGUGAAUCUAACCUAUAGAUGUAAUAGUGUAUGAAGUAAUACUUUACGAUGAAAGUCUUGUCUAAUGAAGAAUUGGAUUCAUAAAAUUG